UAUACGCAAUUUGUCACAACAACAGAAACGGUGUCUCUCAAGUUUCAAGACGGAGUAUUUGAGCAGAGAACAAUGUUUACGUAUAUCUGGGAGUACUUUUACAGGAAUUUCUUCAGAUUUUGGCUGAAGUGGGUAUUAAGACUGAUUACAGGAAAAUGUGAACUACAGCGGAUCUGUGAUAGCUCAGUGCAAGGAGCAGAGCGCACUUCCAGAAUAGAAUUUUCACUGAAAUCUUCACGUAAUAAGGAUUUACAAAAGACAUUAGAUCCUGAUGUGGACAAAAUAGAGACAGCAGUAACUCGUAUUACACAAGAGAAAAAAAUAAAUUUCCAGAAGUAUCCGCACUUUAAAUCAGAUAUUCAGGUGUGUUUGCUUCAGAUAAGAGGUUAUAAGAAGCUAUAUUUAGAUGUGGAAAAUAUACGCAAGCAACCAUAUGAUGCUGAUAACAAAGAGCAUGAGGACCAGUUGUUGAAGCUGUGGAAUUUGUUGAUGCCUCAGGAGAUUCUCAAGAGUCGAAUAACCAAGCAGUGGGGUGCAAUUGGUUUUCAAGGUGAUGACCCAAAAACUGACUUUAGAGGCAUGGGCAUAUUGGGAUUGCAUAAUCUUAUGUUCUUUUCAGCAAGCCAUUUAGAUAGUGUACGUUUAGUAAUUAGUUGUUGAAAUCACCCAGUUUUAGGAUAUUCUUAUGCCAUUGUUGGAAUAAAUUUAACUGAAAUGGCUUACAGUUUGCUAAAAAGUGGAGCACUGAAGUUCCAUAUGUACAACGUGGUUCAAGGAAUUCCUCAUUUAGAACAUUUCUGUCAAUUUUACUGUUAUCUGGUGUAUGAAUUUGAUAAGUUUUGGAUUGAAGAAAAGCCAGAAACCAUUAUGGAGUUUAAUCGUUACAGAGAGAAGUUUCAUGAAAAAGUGAAAGACCUUUUGAAAAACUACAACGUUGCACUUAGUCUUGACAUUAAGGAACAGUAAUUUAAUUAUUCAUUGUCUCCAUUGUGACAGCAUUUAUGCCCUAAAGUGGACCUUUGGGAACCUUUCAGAUCAGCACUUAAAUCAUGUUGCUUACUUGAAGACACUACAGCAACUUUUUUCCACAUGCUGUGAAACAGUAUUCAUUGCAGGACUAAACAAUGAUAGUGCACAAAAAAAUGGUAUUGUAAAGGUUUUUCAGAACAUUCAUUUAGAAAGUGAAUUAGGACUCUGGAAUGCUUUAUACAAUAUGAGGAUGUGGCAUUGUGAGUACUUCAUUGUUGACUUUCUCUGGUUAUACAGAUGGUCUGAUGUUUCAUAUGUGUUCUGAAUUUAAACAGGAAAAUGAUUUCUUGGAAGGUUGUCUCCCUGUACUGUCCUGAUCAUUUAUUGUCUAUGGAUGUGUCUAACAAGGAAGUUAUAAGACCAUGCAGAACUAAGAUUUUCAAGAGCAGUUUGCAAUGACUUGAAUGUUGUACAUGUGCACUGCAGGGUGUCAGAACUUGUGCCAAGUAGUCUGUCCUUACAGCAGAUCCUUUCGGUGAACCUUAAUUAUCUUAACUUAUUCUUUCUUGGCAUGUGAUGUUCUUAUUUGUUGAAUUUGCUUAUUUACUGAGAAACCACUCUUCAAAUAGUAUGACAGCACUGCUAUUUUUUGGCAUUAUUAUUUUAUUUGUUCUUUCUUUUUAACAAGUCAUAUGUAUGUUUUAUCUUUUGCAAUGGUUAUUCACACCCUUUCUAGAAGUAAGGCUGAUAGUGAUUAUAUGUAGUCAUUAAUGGAUUGAUUUUCUGACACUGGAGGCAGACCUAAUCCACUGUUUUCAAGCAGUUUAUUUGCCAAGAUGUAGUCGUCUUUGUGACAUGAGAUUGUGUGCUCAGAUGUCUUAACAUUGCUCAGUUUGGAGGUCUGCUUUCCAAUUAGAGUUGGAAGAUUUGGUAACUUUCUGCUUCUCCUCAGGUGAUGUCUGAGACAUCAGCUGGAUUUCUUCAGCCAUAACUAGCUAUCAAGCAGUGCACACUAUGUCUGCCCCCGAUAACUACAGUUCCUGAUUUCAGUGCUUUUAAUUUUUCAGGCAAGAUCUGAAAUGCCCUGUCUGUAUUAGUGUACACCCCAGACUCCAGAGAAAUUCAGCCCAGUAUGUAGUCUGUAUCUAGCAUUCCAAAACAGUAGUAUUUACUUUCAUUAAGGAAACACAUAUUUCAUUGUAUGUGAUCCAGUUCAAGUCAUUGUCUUUAACACUCAGCAUUACAUUUUCAUCUUUUCUGCUGUCUCCUGUUAAAAGUAGAAGCUUUUUCUGCAGCUCUGGAGUCGAAGUAGGACUUUGGAUCACAACAAAGGCUUUACAAGCUCUUUUAUUAUCAAAUGAGAUUAGUGGUACUAGGAAGCAGUUUAUCUUAUAUGUCAGACUUCUCAAGAGGUACAUUUGCUGACUGAAGCUAAAUAUAGUCUGCAUUGGAGAUUCUGUGCCACUUUUUGUUAAUGUGGCUAGGCUAUAUUUUUAUAGUUUGUAGGAGGCUUUCAGCACAAUUAUGACAUACCAACCACUAUUACAAAGCCACUUAGUGGCUCUGGAUGAUAUUUGGCUUUCUUUCUCAAAGUAUGUUUGUAUAGACAGUCAUAAUGUUUGCAACAGUCAGAAGGCUGCGAAUCCAGAUAGUCUACAAGGAUGAAUGGCUCCCAUCCUUUUUUUCUAGCUCAGCAAAGAUCGUGAGUAGCCUCUGUCAAGCACAUUUUUGAUUUCAGUGGCAUAAUACAUCAGGUCCCCUGCAACACAUUUCUCAUCAUUCAUAGUCAUGGCCAUGUCAUGCUUUGAGAGUUUAUGGACAGUUUGUUUUUUAUGGAUGCAAAUGUUCUUCCUUCUUGUUUUACUAAAGUGUUUCUUCUACUUCUCCUUCUUCACUUCUGGAUGUUUCACUGCAAGGAUUUAAAAAAAGUGAUGGUCAGCAUUAGAUAUAUGUAGCCUGAGUUAUUUAGGUCUUUCACCACUGCAACCAUCCAGCUUUCAGAGCUUCCACAUUUUCUGUCAGGCAGUCAAGAAUAGGUCCAUUUAAAAAGACAGAACGCCAAAGGUUCAGACCUUUCUUGCCACUGAAGUCCACUCCUUUGGUGGGUGCUGUGGAACUGUCUGUCAGCUAGUGAUCCUUCACGGCUGAGCAGAUAAAUCCACCGUUGGAGAAAACCUUCCACCAAAUUUAAUGAUCUCAGGAAAACUUCUGUUUUUCUGAGUAGAUUAUUGUGUUUUAGUAGGAAGCAGUGUUUUGGACUGUCGCUGAUGUUCAAAGGGACUUUUGUGUGCGAAUGCUUCUGUGAACAUUCUGUGUAAAAUAUUUUAGUUUUUUAUAUUAUUUUCGUGCAGGUUUUAUAGUUUUGUGUACUAGAGGCAGGGUAUUUUGCUUCUGGGGAACUGUAAGUGUUUUACUUAUCUUAGAACCAGUUUUUCUCUACGUAACAUUUUACCAAGUUUUUCAGGCAUUACUGUCCAUCUUCAGAGCUUCUUUUCCAUCUUAACCCAUGGAGCAGCUCCUGUUGCACAGCAAAUGUGUUAUGAUUUGUUAUAGUUGGAUAUAUCAAAGUUUGCAGUUGUUUUGCUGUUUUGUCUGCUUUAUGCUUGCAGUUUGCCUGGCAACCAACCUACUGCUCCUCGGAAGUCUGAUUAAACAGGGUACCCCAGACUCAUAAGCAUGUUUUCUAAACCUAAAGUAGACCCUGCAGUGGUUUCUUUAUCUAAAAAUGCUUCUUCUAAUCCCAUUCUGUCUGAUAAGGAUGGGAAAGCUUUUGACAAAUUUUGGAAGAAAAUGUGUUCUGCAACUUUAACAUUCAGAAUCUUGUAAGCUUGUAUGGUAAAGUUUUUACUUCUGUCUUUUGAGAACAUGCACUAUUUAAUGGUUAACCCUGCCUCUUCUGAAGUGAAAAAUUCUUUGAAUGCCUCUUUAAUAUCUGCUUCUAAUGUAAUUGAACAUGCUUUAUAGUGUUCUUAUGAUGCUGCUGAUACUACCUCCAGAAAUGCUGUUUCUGUGUCAGUCAUAUGAAGAUUUGCUUGGCUUUGUUGUCAAAAUCUUCCUGAUGAUGUUGAAAUUGAAAAAUUUACCUUGGGCAAAUAAGCUUUAUUUGGCCUUUCUGCACCUGAGGCUUUCAAGAUGUGUUAUAAGAGAGGAAAGUUAAUUCAAGGGGUAACUCAAAUCUUUCAACCUUCCAUUUUUAAGGCAAGUAAAAAUUUCCUUUCCAAUGUAGCUCUCUUUUUAUAAAAAUCUGUUCAAGCAGCACAGACCCUCCAAACAGGAUUUAAAGUAUGAUGGCAUGUGGAAGCUCCAGAAAGAAAGUGAAUGCCUCUCAAAAUUAAGGACGGCCAAUCAAGUCAGAAUGAUUAUUUUCCUUUUCAGCUCCCCACCCUGGCAGUCUUCCCAUCUCUCUGUCUAUAUCUUCCUUUGUGGCACCAGAUUGCUUUGGACAAGUGGGUUCUAAAAGUAAUUCUUUUGGGGAGCACUUGGCAAUGUGAAUGCUUCCCUCCUUUCCAGAGUAUUCCUUUUUGCCCAGUAAACCAGAUCUGCCUGUUUCCUUCAGCUAUGCAUCAGAUGUUCAAAAUGUUAUCUCUUCAGUCCCUUUUACUUCCAGUGCCCAUAUAAGCAUUCAUGGUAAAAUUAGAUUUAAAACAUGUUUGCAAGUACAUUUUGUUUAAGUUUUAUUAUGUGGCUUACAUUAUUGGUUCUCUGUCCUUGGACUUUUCUGCUUCCUCAAAGGUGUUCACAAAGUGUCUGGCUCCAGUAAUUGUUAUUGCACUUCAAAUUAUUCACAUCUUUCCAUAUUUGAAUGAUUAUAGUUGUUAAGACUGUUUAGCAAGUGCUCAGAAUCAUCUUCUCAGUCUGAGUUUUCGAAGUCUUCUCUCAUUCCUUCUCACAGAAUAGCUUUCCUGGGGUGUUUGCUAGAGUCUUCCCUGAAAAGAGCUUUUCUUCCUCCAAAGUGGAGAUGUCUGAAAAUCCUUCCUGAGUUUUUCCAAAGUCAGACUUCUGCCAGGGAUUUUCUCAAGAUUCUGGAGUACAUGAUACUCAUGCUUCUCCUGGCCAUACUUCAUAACAGAAACAUCCAGUGGCACAAGUUAGUCUAGGCUUAGAAUCUUUAUCCUUUAUCUUUUUAGAUACCUGUUUUGAGGUUGAUAAGGGUGGUGAUUCUGUGGUGGGCAGACCAGAUCUUUAAUAAUCCAGGUCUUCCAUUUUUCUUUCCUACUAGCACAGGUCUCCAGGAUCCUUCUGUCUUGGGUACUGGAUGACCUGAUUUACUCUCCAGUCCAUGACAACAGAUGCAUCAGACUUGGCAUGGGGAGUGGCCCCCAAAGGAGUGAAAGUGCAAGUUCUGUGCAACCAACCCGACAGAAGCACAUAAAUGUCAGAGAGAUGAUGGCAGUGAUAAAUGCUUUGAAUGCCCUAAAUCACCUCUGGUCUCCAGAACCCUUUCAGGUUUUCACAGAUAACACCAUAGUACUGUGGUACAUAAAAUGGGGAGGUGUCAUUUCUUUGCAGACUUGCUUGGACAGCCUGGGAGAUAGCAACUCAGCUCAGUUUUGACUAUGCCAGCCAGCUUCAUACAUUCUGUCAGAGUAAGUCUUUGUAGUAGACAAGCUAAGCAGGACCAGGACAGACCAUUAAUUAGAUCUGUUUGCCUGCUGGCAGAACAGAAAACUAAAGAAAUUCUGUUCCAGGAUUCCUUGCAUUCAGGCUUUGAAGACAGAUACCUUCUCAUUCAUAUGGUUGGGAAUGUUCUUUUAUGCUUCUUCACACUGGUUCUUUUAAAGAUCCAGGACUUCUCUAAGAUUAUGGUAAUGACUCCAUUUUGGUCUAGACAAUAGUCUCACCCUUCUUUACAUACUGGUGAAAGGCAGUUACAAUUUUCCCCACAUACUGGAUUUACUAACCUAAGACAGGGGUUAUGUGAUGUACCCCAACCUGAAGAAGUUGACUGUAAGUGGAAAAAAGAUUUUCUUCUUGGUGUUACCUAAGAAACAGGGCCCUCUUCAGUUCAAGUUGCCAUUUCUGUUUGUCUGCCCUUAGAUCCUAUCUCUUUUUCUAUGCUCGAGUUAAACUGUUUUUGAAGGUGGUUUUGCAUAUCCAUCCACCUAACAGGUGAGUCCUCCCUGGGAUCUUAACUUUGUGCUUGAAAAGCUUAAUCUUUUUCCAUUGAAGCCAGCUCAUCAGGAAGAUUUAAAGUUCUUAACAUGGAAAACUGUAUUGCUCAUUCCGCUGACUUCUGUCAAGAGAGUAUUUACAUUACAAGUGCUUAUGACGAGUCAGCCCUACCUAAUUUUUCACAAGGAUCGGGUUUUUUUGAGAACUAAUCCUUUUGUGCCUGAAGUGAGUUUACCUUGAGCCAGUCUGAUCAUCUCCCUAUCAUUUUCACUGACCCCAAAAACAAUCAAGAAAACAUUCUUCACACUCGGGAUGUGCACUUGCAGCUCAGAUACUACCUAGACAAAACUCCGUCCUUCAGGAAAGCUGACCAGCUAUUUGUCUCCUUUGAAGGUAAGAGGAGAGGAUAACUAACAUCAAAGCAGACAAUUUCCAUAUGGUUGGUUGAUGCUAUUGAUUUUUUUAUUCUCAUUAUAAUCGGCUACAUCCAGACAAAGUUAAGGCCCAUUCCACCAGGACUUUGGCUUCUGUGGUGGCUUUAUGGGAAGUGGUAAAUUCUAGAAGUUUUGUAGAGACAGCAGCUUGGUUCUCAGUACAUACGACUACAGAGUACUACAAGUUGGAUUCCUUUUCCAGUUCCAGAACUGGCUUUACUAGGACCCAGUCUUCAUGGACUUCUAGAUUCUUAGUUUUCUCUUUUCCUCCUCCAUUCUUCAUUUAAUCCACCCAGAUAGCUUAAGUUAUUUCAACAAUGAUCUAAUGUUGAAGAUUGUAUAGUUGUGUAUGUAAACUUGCCAUAACAUUAGGUGCUCUAACAGGCCAUUGUUGCAGUAGAUGCCCCUCCUUCUAACUCUGUUAUUUUGUGUAUUGCCAGGGUGUAUAGCUUUGUGUAUAUAGUUACAGUUGUGCUACAUUUCCUGGUGUUUUCCUUUGAGGGCAAUUGCCCCCCCCCCUUGGAACUAGAAAGCUUUGAACUUUUUAAGCUCUGUCUUUUUAUAUGGAGCGCCUGUCAAGCUCCUGACAGACUGCAUGGAGGGCACCCUUUAGCUUUGAAAGCUGUCUGGUUGCAGUGAGGUAAAACCCAAAUAGCUUAGGCUAUUGCACCAAUUAUCUAUUAGAAUAGCUAAUGUUAAGUUUACUCAAACAACUGUACUUUUCCACAUGUUCAAACAAGGCAUCCAGACUGUAUAUCAGUAGCUUUGAGAUACAGUUUUUGUGUGUACUGUCUUGACUGGCUUAGUGAACUACAGAAUGAUUAUCAUCCAAGUGACCAGCAGAUCUGUAAUGUGCUGCUUCACUGAGUAGUUAAGGAAUUAAUGACCAUUUUCCAUUGUAAGGAAUCCUUCAUAUUUUGGAAGCAUCAAGUAGAAAAUAUAAACAUCUUUCUUUUGGGUUUGUUUUGUGAUAGGGUAAGUAGAUUGCUACAGGACCUUUUUCAGCCCUAACCCACAGUGUUUGAUAAAAACCAUGGAAUUCAAAUUUCAAAUCACUAAGAAAUUUUUUCACUUAAUAUAUAAUAAAGUAUACAGAUAACUUAGGUGUACAAUAAAAAGGAUCUACUUUAGAUUGACAAAGUCAAAAUGUCGAACGCUGACAUGAGUGUAAAUGCAGGAAGUCAAUGUCUAUUUUUUUUGGAUCGCAGUACUGUGUGGAUUGCAAUAUUUGCCUUUUCCUCACUGUAGUGCGAGCUCUGAGUUGGAAUAUAUAUUUAGCGGGGGGUGCAAUUUCAAAUUUCUGCAUUUACGCUCAUGUGAGCGUUCGACAUAUUGAUGUUUCGUCUCUAUAAUAGAGACCCAAUAAAGAUGGCUGGAAUAAUGUCUAAAAGGAAUGUAAGAGAGUUAAGUACUUGCAGGUAUACGAGAUUUCAUUUGUAAUCAGACAGAGAUAAAGUUUUGGGAGGACUAGGUCUAUAAAUAGUGAUAAACCAACAUAAAUAACAACCAUGGUGAAUAAUGCAGUAGACUUAAAACUGUUAACAUUCUCCAACCUUAUACCUCCAUUAAAGGCAGUAAGAGCUGUAUAUGGAAGAGUGACCUUUAUCGUUGGAAAUGGUAAAGGCCGAGCCAGAAAUAAUCAAUGUGUGGUGCAUUACAUGCUAGAGGGCCAGCACAGAAAUAAAAUGCCAAUAAAAAUAGUUUCUCUCCGUGUCUAGAUUUGGUUGAGUUUCUUUUACUGCGUAGAACUAUUCAGUAGUGUGUGUUUUUUUCCAUCCCUCUGCAGCACAUUUUUUUUCUGCUGUGCAAACAUUGAGAAACCAACUGUUUAUGCUGGAUUGAAUUUAAACUUUUAUUAGAAGUCAUUUUUUGUAAUAAUUUCCGGUGAACAAUUUUUUCCCUUGAAAAUUGUAGUCCCCAAGCAUAGGAGGAUAUACCUAAAAUUGGCUUCUUCAUGGUGGAUUGCUUCACCCUUACUGCUGCUUUUAUAAUUUAAGCCAAACUUCUUGUCCACUGAUGUGAUUUGAAAUAGAGCUAUCACACUUGCUGACACUAUUUAGGACUGAUGAUAGCUUGUGCUGUGAUCUCAGCCAGAAAAAAAUAGUCCAGCUGAGAGCAUAACCUCUGCUGAUAUACAUAUAAUUUCUUUUAUCCAUUUCUUUUCCAUCAGUAAUUAGUUUCAUUUUUGUCAUGAAACCUUACUGUUUGCCAUUUGUGGGAUUAUUUGUAAGAACUCUUGUAAACUCUUUGAGCUGUUACUCUAUGUGCAAAAGCUGUUUGAACAUGGAAGAUUUUCUUGUGUAAUUUGAAGUUAUCACCUAAAGGUUUUCACGUGUGCUCUGUACUUGGCAUGUCUUAGAUUAGUAGGUGAUGCCAUCAAAUAUGGAGGAACAUUGUUUCAAAGUCUGCAGUAAAGACGCACAAAAGAAACUAGGAGCAUUCCAAGUCAAUAGCAACUAGAUACUUCUUCAUGUGCUGACUAUAACUUUCAGUGGUCCACUGUUUUUGUGGUUCUCACUUUUCCAGAUUCACCUCAGAAUUUCCUUACACUAAGGCAUUCCUAUGUGCAUGCAGUCGGCAUUAAUAUUUUUUAUACAUGGCUGACCCCCAGCCUUACCUUCACUGGUUCGUUCUGCUUCCAUCACUUAAAGUGUAGUGUACAAGAAGUUCAGGUACUAUGUACACAAUAUCCUCUCAUCAUGGUACGCAUGUUUGAUGGUGACUAACACCAGUUGAUGUCAGUCCCUGCACCCUUGAUUCCCACUUUAAGUGACAUUUCCCUUUAGCAGUUUCAUACUGUGGACAGUGAUGGUAAUUAGAAAAAAAAAUAGUCUUCCUCUGACAGAAGAACUCACCCUUUCUUUGCUGUUGCUCUUCCAGUUUAGAUUUUUGCCCUGACACACAUUGAUGAAAAGUUGCCAUUUCCAAUGCCUAAACCUAAAGGACUAAAUAUCAGUGUGUCUGUAAGCUAAUUAGCCAGGACCUGCACUAGCAUCAAGCACACCAUGUUGACCACUUGCUUGAUGAUGGGUAGUAGACUGUUGUGUCAGCCAUCCAAAAGUCCAGCAUACUCGAAGAGCAGAUGGCACAAGUUGGACAGGUUCUCCAGGUUUUCUCAUGACAGAGCUCACAGAUCAGAGACAGGAGCUUAAAUUGCAGGUGUGUGCAUGCAUCUUAGGGAGCAUGGUCCUGUUCCUGGUGCUGGCAUGGAGCUUGUUACAGGUCUGUCAUGCAUUCACUGUAUCUUUGACAGAUGCACCUCCACCUACUGAAUUUCAAUGUUUUAUCCCCAAGAAUGUGUCAAUCACAUGCUUGCUCAUGAGUUUUUCCAUGGAGCUGAUGGAGGCAGGGGAAUUCCUUCCUCUUCAAGAUCCUUUGAGAAGUCUGAGGACCCAUAGAUAAUUAUUUCCAAGUAAGAUAAGAGCAGAGAUUCCUCGGCUCUCAGAAUCUCCAUCUAGCUGACCAUAACCUCAAAGAUGCCUUUAGGCUUAUGUAGGCCUCCAUAGAUUGACCUGCCCCCAUGCAUGCAUAAAUGCAAAUCUACAAAGGAAGAAGGAGCUUCUCAUCAUCUGUUCACUAAGCUGGUCAUCAAGGAUGCCAUAUUUGCAACCUAGAACUACAAAGACUGUGCUGCUAUGGCCCCAAGAAGACUAAUACUGUAUGUAGGACUCCAGCUGAUUGGAGUGUAUUCAUAACUGUGUAUCCUCAGACUCUUUUCUGAUAACUUUUGUCAAGUAUAGAGCACAAAAAACACAGCAGUUUGCCUCCUUGCCACUAGAUAAUGGGUGUAAAUCCUUGAACAAGUUUAACAAGAGAAUUUAUUUCUCUGCUACUUUGGGGCUUAAAGUCCACAGUGAGCCAGCUUUUCUGUCCACAUUCUAGUUCUUCCCAGUGGUGCAGGCAAUGGAAAAGUUUUUCUUUCUGUCUGAAUUUAGGUUUAAAGAUGAUGUGAUAAAGACCUUGCCUGCAGUUUCUACACUGUACGUCCUUGUCAUCUGCUGCAUUUUUAAUAGUACUGAUUUUGAUAGGGCUGCAGGCUCUGACUUGGGCUGUGCACUUGAUGGUUUGGUUUGGCUGCAGCUGGCCUUCCAGAAAGAGAUGCACAGAAGCUAUGUUAUAGAUGUUUAGUUGAAGAGGGAAGGUCUUUUCAGCUAUCCUUUUCAGUAUCUUUUGAAUGACCUUAGAGGCAGUGUAUCUUAACUUCUUUGAAGGCCUUUUAUGAUUCCCUUUCAGACCCCUGUACGGCUUCUUCUUCUUCUUGACUGGAACAUCCCUGAAGAGGACAAAGCCUCCUUCUAGACCAGCUGGAUGACUUGUCAGUCAAAUGGUCAUGUUUCUGACUCUCAUCUGAGGUUGAUCAUGGAUGGAUGGUUCUCUGUGUUUACUGUGAAUUGAAGAGCCAUCACAUAGGAUUAGUGGGUGCUGUAUAUGACCACUGUAGGCCAUGUCUUAGAGCUUUUGGGUUCCCCCCCUAGAAACAACUACACUAGGAGACCAACUUGUCUCUUCAAAGCUCUUGAGAUCAACCCUGACUUUACUCUUCAUAUAGGCUGUAGGGGGGUCUCCCUCCCUUGAAACAGUGGAGUGUGUUCUACUCCAUUUUUAAGAUGGACAAAUUCUGUCCCAUUCUGUUCCUCAGUGAUGUCAACAAGCACAAAUACCUCAGGGUCUGGAUAUUGACCCAUCAUGGUGUCAUACUUCUGUUGUCAGAGUGCUUGGAUGGUGUCAUUGGACAUGAUUGAAUGCUUUUUGGCAUAGCAGUGUCUUGGAUCCCAAUAAGAGUUGCCUUCAGCUUGGUUUGCAUUAGUGCAACUUUCAGUACAGAGUGCUGGGGUUUGGACUUUGCAUCCAGAAUGCUUACCAGAAUGUUAGCUAUGCUGGCCAAAAUCUUGUGGGAUAAGAGCUUCUAUGUGUUCCUGUACCUGGAUGACUGCAUCUUGAUGGCUUUGAGUGACUUUCUUGCAGCAUUCGUACAGUUUGCAGUACCCUGUGUGCAGUCUCUCUAUAGGUUGCCAUAAACUGGAAGAAAGUGCUCCCUGAUCCCAUCUCAGAGGACUAUCUUCAUUGUUGUGAAGCUGGACAUUCACCAGUAUCAGUUACUCUUGCUGUGGAACUUGGAUAUCAGGGUGGGGAUAAACUAGAGAGCCAACUCCAAAAAUGUUUCUAUCUUCUGGGCCUCUUGGCCUCCACAAUCUUAAUGGUGCCAUUUGCACACUUAAGAACGUAAGUAUAGCCUCUGGGGUGCCAGUAGCUGCUGAGCUACUAUUUUCUCAGAGGUCUUUUUCUGCUAUUAGAGCAUUGUUGCGGGACACUAGAAAAUUAGACUGUCCCCAUAAGUCUCCCAUUCCUGUAGUUGAAUCCAUGCUAGGUCCUGAUGAGAAACACUUUACUGUUAGGUUGGGUAGCCUACACUAACUUUUCAAAGAUUCAAGAAAAAUGGUCUCUCUUGGACAACGGCUUCAUGUCAGCCACAGGGAGUAGUUCUUCUGGCCGUGAAGACCUUGAAGACAAAAACGGUUUCUAUAGCCCCCUCCCCAUAACAAUCACUUUAUUAUGCCUUAUCUAAACCAAGCAAGUGGACAUGCAGUCAUAGCUCUUAUAAAGGGAGGGGGAGAAGUGCAUGUCUGGCAGUAGCCCACCACAGACAGAGACAUUAGUUUUCCAGUAGUUGACUGCACAGGCAAAGCAAGUAUGCAGACAGACUCCCUUAGCUGGUUCUGCAUUUCUCAGCUUGAGUUGCAAAUGUAGAAGCCAGGCCUGGUUUAGAUAUCCUACAAGGAGGAGUUCACAGUGGAUAGAUAUUCCAUCCAAUGGCUUGCCAGAUUCCAGUGUGUAUUCUUCCUUCCUUUCCAAUUGAUUCCAUUCCUAUCACAGAGUUCAGGGAAGAAAGACUAAACCUAACGUUCAUAACCUCAUGAUGUAUUAGAAGAGUGUGGGUCAGGCUUUAAUGUUCUUGGUAAAUACAGGAAGCUGUCCUAGUCCUAGCCAGAAGUGUUCUCCAUUUGGAUUGCCAUCAGAUUACACCUCAUGUUCCAGCUCCUGAUGUCGACCGUUUGACCUUCAUCAGAUCUCUUGGCUGGCUAGUCAGAAGUGAUUAAGGCUACCAGGAAGCAUUCAUCUCAACAAAUGUGUAUCCCAGUGAAAUAGGUUUUCCAUUUGUGUGGAACAAUACCCAGUUUCUCAAUUUAUAUGUUAUCCUGACUUACCAGCCAACGUUUGUAUAAUUUGAGCUUCAGAUGUUCUGUGGUCAGGGUGCAUUUGUAAGUAUUUCUGCCUGUCUUGACCUUGGAGAUGGCAGGUUUCUGGCCCACCACUAACUUGUCAAGCAGUUCAUUAAAAGAAUUCUGCAUGUGUUCCCACCAUUAAAAUAACCCUACCCAUUUAAGAUAUGAGUUUUAUGACUGACAGUCUUGGCUGUAUUUCUUUUGAAGCUUAGUUGUUUGGUGGCACUGAAUUUAUAUAUUGAAAAUUGCUUUUCCUGAUGGCCAUCACCUCUCUUUGCAGUAUUGCUGAGCUGUAAGCUGUUAUGUUUAGGAAAUCUGAUCCUUCACGUGGAUUGUGAGUCCCAUAGGAUAAACCCCAUGUGAUCUGUAAAACUGAUCCAGAGGUGUGAAUUGACCCUGAAGUAGUCCAUUCAUCUCUUUGUCUCUUUGUUUGGAGGAAACCAAAGGGGAAAAAAAAAAAAAAAAAAAGAGUCCUCCACAUCCUGGAUAUAGAGUUUUAGCUCAGUUUUUCCCUGAAGUUGCUACAUGAGUUUAGAAAGAGAAAACAGCUGUCCUUCUCCUUUGCUCUAGGGAGGGAAGGACUAGCAGUCACUGAGCAAUCCCUUUCUAAGUGGACUUUCAUUUAUAUUGUCUUUUCCUAUCAAGCAACUCACCAUCCAUUGGAAGAUCUUACAGUCAAAUGCCAUUCACCAGAAGAAUGCCUACUUCUGGUGUUUACGUCUAAUGUUAUCUUAACUUUCUUUUGAAUGUCUUUACUUCAGGACAAAGCCUUCUAAUUCUUGACUUUGUCUUUCCUGCAGCUUCUACCUGAGAUUCAGGCCAAUUGUAAGACCCACAAAGAUGGGUUCCUGUUAGUUCAUCUGCAAGUGCACCCUGUUUCAUGGCUCAUCCAUACAGUCCCACCCCCCCCUUGUAACUGGAUGGCCCCUCAAUUCUGCUUCAGGUGUUGCCAGUUCCCAACAAUGUUGACAUUUAUUUACUUUAUUACUUUAUAAAGGUUCAGUACCAGAUCUUCACUGUUCUUACAUUGUAUGAAGAUGUGUGCUCAUUGUUUAUGGUAAACUGGCAGGCUCAGAGACUGGUAUUAGUCUUAUAGCCAACAUAUGACAUCACACUUUGCAUCAGCAUGGAACAUGCAUGCUUACAAAUAAGAGCUGUUCAAAGAAAAAUGCUGAAGUAAAUACUAGGCAAGAGUAGACCACUUUUAGGAUCUGCCAAGGAGAGGCUCCUCAUCGAUCAGCUGAUGCAAUAAUAUAUAUAUAUAUAUAUAUAUAUAUAUAUAUAUAUAUAUAUAUAUAUAUAUAUAUAUAUCUGUAAUUUAUUCAGGGAAUAGACUUGCCUGGCAGCCAUUGAUCUGGCCGAGAACUGCCUAUGGAAAGACUGAGUCCACAUCCAGACUGCAGGAAGAAAUGCCAGCUCAAACUGUUAUUUUUGUGCCAUGCCACCCAGCUGCAUCCAGCUUUGCUCUGUAUAUGGACAUUUUUCUUAAAAAAGUAAUUAUUCAUGCAGUUUUCUGACAAUGGUCCUUUUUAUUUAAAAGUGCAUAUUUCUGUUUAAUCUGUAAAUAUUUAAAAUGCGGCCAUUGUGACAGACAACUGAAAGAUACAAGAUGCAGUCUUUUAAUAAAUAUUUAAUGUGGUUAUUUCUUGUAAACUGAUAUUGCCGGAAGGUUUGAUUUGUGUUGGUCUUACAUAGGCUGAAGCUAAUUUUACUUGGUUUAUGUUUUUUGGAUAUUUUCAGUGCAUGUCAUACCCAUGUAGACAAAAAAAAAAAAAAACCUUGUCAAACUGUGUUAAAAUAAUCUUUUUGUGAUAGGCUUCUGUGACAUUUUCAUUUCAUGAUAUUUUCUGCUCUUAGUCUUCAUCUUGCAGAGCUUUGAAUAGGGAGUAGAGUCUCUUAAACAUGGGACAUAGUUUAAUUUAUGCUGCCUUAAAGUUCAUUAUGUAUUAAGAAUAAACAUUUGCAUGGAUUUGUUUUGUGUUUUUACUCCAACCAGAAUAAAGCUGAAUUUGGCAGACUUU
Molecule: messenger RNA, 14760 nt
Organism: Protopterus annectens (West African lungfish)
Lineage: Eukaryota; Metazoa; Chordata; Ceratodontiformes; Protopteridae
Gene: ELMOD2
Product: ELMO domain containing 2
Exons: 11
Cellular component (GO): membrane
Molecular function (GO): GTPase activator activity
Source: RefSeq, a predicted model, not a curated record